UGGUCGUCCUAUUCAUUUUUAUUUAUUGAUUAUUAUUAAUUUUUGGCUGUCCACGGGAUUGAACCAGGGGCCUCUGCCCUCAGUACAUCCCACCUCCUUUCUUACUACGGGUCUCCAUGAGUGGCUCAGUUGCCCAGACUGAGCUGCAACUUGCGAUGCUCCUGCUUCAGCCUCCCAGAGUGCCCCGCUCACAGGCGUCCAGAGCGGGUGUCUGCGGCCCCUCAGCGUCGCCGGCUCCCGCCCCCUGAGGGCUGGGGUCCUCCCCCCCCUCCGGCGCCGCCCUGCUCCUCCUCCGGGCCAGGAGUUCGCUGGAGCCGCGCGCCACGCAGGUGCCGGCGCCAGGAUCGGAUAGGGAUCCGGAUCGGAUCGGAUCGGCCCGACUCUGCCCCGGCCGGGCGGACCUGGCUCAGGCGGACCGGCUCAGAUUGCACCUGUGUGGAGAACCGAGUUCGCAGUCAGAGGUCAUAAAAAAGAGUGAGACAUCUAAACCGCGAGUCCAAGCCCAAUACGUGGAAGAUUGACUACUCUUCUAAUUCGUGAUGCAGCAGCGCCAAUAACAAACCUCAUGUGACGUAUUUCAAAUUGAGUGGCGUUCAUGGGAAGGCCUAUCUCUAGCAUUUGGACGUACUGCCAUGAGACCUCUCAGGAAUUACUCCACCAACUCUUCAAGAUUUACUAACAUCCGGUGCACAUCUCUGAAGAAAAAUGAUUUUUCAAACAUUCUCUGUGGCUUUGUUACACUGUGAAUUUCUUCAUGUGAUAACCGCAUUUAACUUGGCAUAUCCAGUCACUCCCUGGAGAUUUAAACUGUCUUGCCUGCCAUCAAAUAACACUGAUGACUACUCCCUCUUGCCUGCUGGAAUGCCAAACAACACUUCGUAUUUGAGUGGAAGUCAUGAGUCAGUGGUUGAAGCCAGAUUUAAUUCAAGUGGUGCCGACAUGGCUGAUUUAUCCCCAGCAACUUUCCACUGUUGCUUUUGGAGUGAGCAAGAUAAAAACUGCCCUGUGCGUGUGGAAGGGGAGACCUCUGUCUCUACAGUGGAUUCUUCUGUUUUUCAACAGCGGGGUGCAAACUGGAACAUACAGUGCUGGAUGAAAGGGGACUUGAAAUUAUUUAUGUGUUCUGUGGAGCCCUUACUUAAGAGUUCUCUCAAGAAUUACGGCCUCAAAGCUCAUCUUUUCUAUGUCCCGUCUGAAGUGGUAGAAGAUUUGCACCUGGCCCCCCAGAAAGGCCGCUUCGAGAGCGUCCAGUGCAACUGCAGCUUUGAGGAACCCUGUGGGUGUCAAAUGCCAGUACCAGUAGCCAAGCGCAAUGAUACCUUUCUGAUGUAUUUGAGAAUCACAGCUGCUGGGGUAACUUUUCAGUCACCUCUAAUGUCAGUUCAGCCCUUAAAUGUUGUGAAGCCUGAUCCACCAUUGGAUUUGCAUAUGGAAAUCACAGAGGAUGGCAAUUUAAAUAUUUCUUGGUUCAGCCCAACACUGGUACCAUUUCCACUUCAGUAUCAAGUGAAAUAUUCAGAGAAUUCUACCACACUCACGAGAGAAGCGGAGGAGACGGUCUCUGUGACAGCCCUCCUGGUGGACAGCGUGCUUCCGGGCUCCACCUACGAGGCUCAGGUGAGGGGCCGGAGACUGGACGGCCCGGGGGCCUGGAGUGACUGGAGCACCCCUCGAGGCUUUACAACGCAAGAUGUCAUAUACUUUCCACCUAAAAUUCUCACAAGCGCUGGGUCUAACGUUUCCUUUCACUGUAUCUAUAAAAAUGAAAACACGAUUGUUUCCUCACAAGAGAUCGUUUGGUGGGUGAAUUUAGCUGAGGAAAUUCCUCCAAGCCAGUACGAUGUGGUGAGUGACCAUGUUAGCAAAGUGACUUUCCUGGACCUGAGAGCGACCAGACCUCGGGACGAGUUCACCUACGAUGCCGUGUACUGUUGCCAACAGCACCAGUGCCACCGUCGCUACGCCGAGUUGUAUGUGAUUGAUGUCAAUAUCAAUAUAUCAUGUGAAACUGAUGGGUACUUAACUAAAAUGACUUGCAGAUGGCCAGCCAACCCAAUGCAAUCCCUCGUGGGGAGCUCCUGGCAGUUGAGAUAUUACAGGAGCAGCCUGUAUUGUUCUGAUAGUCCAUCUAUCUCUCCAGUAUCGGAACCGAAAGAUUGUCAUUUGCAGCGGGAUGGCUUUUAUGAAUGCAUUUUCAAGCCCAUAUUUCUGUUAUCUGGCUACACAAUGUGGAUUCGGAUCACUCACUCUUUAGGUUCCCUGGACUCUCCACCGAUGUGUGUGCUCCCGGACUCUGUAGUGAAACCACUGCCUCCAUCCAGUGUUAAAGCAGAAAUUACUGCAAAUAUUGGAUUAUUGAAAAUAUCUUGGGAAAAGCCAGUCUUUCCAGAGAAUAAGCUUCAGUUCCAGAUUCGCUAUGGCUUACGUGGAAAGGAAAUACAAUGGAAGACGCACGAGGUGGAUGACGCAAAGUCGAGGUCUGCCAGUGUCCCCGUGCGAGAUCCGUGCGCAGUGCACGCUGUGCAGGUGCGCUGCAGGAGGCUGGACGGGCUGGGUUACUGGAGCAACUGGAGCAGCCCAGCGCACACUGCGGUCACGGACGUCAGAGGUCUGCACGCCUUGUGCCUUACACUGCUUCCCGUGAGAGGACCUGAGUUUUGGAGAAGAAUUAAUGGAGAUAUUACUAACAGAGAGCGAAAUAUCACCUUGCUUUGGAAGCCCCUGAUGAAAAACGACUCUCUGUGCAGCGUGAGGAGAUACGUGGUGAAGCACUGGACUUCCCACAACGCAACAUGGUCAGAGGAUGCGGGGAACCAGACCCAGCUCACUUUCCUGUGGACGGAGCAGGCGCACACCGUGACGAUUCUGGCCAUCAAUUCCCUUGGGGCUUCCCUUGCCAAUUUGAACCUCACGUUCUCAUGGCCCAUGAGCGAAGUAAAUAUCCUGCAGUCACUUGGUGCUUACCCUUUAAAUAGCAGUUGUGUGAUUCUUUCCUGGGUUCUAUCACCCAGUGAUUACAAUCUGAUGUAUUUUAUUAUUGAAUGGAAGAAUCUUGAUGAAGAUGAUGAAAUUAAAUGGCUUAGAAUCCCUUCAAAUGUUAAGAAGUAUUAUAUCUACGAUUAUUUUAUCCCCAUUGAAAAGUAUCAGUUCAGUCUGUACCCAGUAUUUUCAGAAGGAGUGGGGAAACCAAAGAUAAUUAAUGGCUUCACCAAAGUUGAUGAAAAACACCAGAAUGAUGCAGGUCUAUAUGUCAUUGUGCCGAUAAUUAUUUCCUCUUCUGUCUUAUUGCUGGGAACACUGUUAAUAUCACACCAAAGAAUGAAAAAGCUGUUUUGGGAUGAUGUUCCAAACCCCAAGAAUUGUUCCUGGGCACAAGGACUUAACUUUCAGAAGCCCGAAACAUUUGAGCAUCUUUUUACCAAGCACACAGGAUCAGUCACCUUUGUUCCUCUUCUUGUGGAGCCUGAAACCAUUUCAGAAGACCUCAGUAUCGAUAUGCCGUGGAAACAUGCAGAAGACACGGCGCCAGCAGCUCUGGUCUCACUGCUUUUGACGGCUCCUGAUCCGGAGAAGGGCUCUGUCUGCACGAGUGACCGGUGUGACAGCCCUCUCUUCUCGGACAGGGGGAACUCUGAGGUGAGUUGGGAGCACGACAGCCCGGGGCCGCCCUCGGUCAAGUACGCCACGCUGGUCAGCAGCUCCAAGUCAGGUGAAGCCGGUGAGCGGCAAGGACUUCUACACACUUCCGUCAGCAAGGGCUUCUCUGGCAAGAGUUCUCCACUGAGAGAUUCUUUCUCGAAUAGCUCGUGGGAGAUAGAAACUCAAGCAAUUUUUAUAUUAUCAGAUCAGCAGUCUGACAUGAUUUCACCACACCUUUCGUUCUCAGAAGGAUUGGAUGAACUUUUGGAGCUGGAGGGAAAUUUCCCUGAAGAAAACCAGAGUGAAAAGUCUAUCUAUUAUUUAGGGGUCACCUCAAUCAAGGAGAGAGAGAGUGGUGUGUUUUUGACUGAGGAGUCCAGAGUACUGUGCCCUUUUCCGCCCCACUGUUUAUUUGCUGACAUUAGCAUACUCCAGGACAGUUGCUCACACUUGGUGGAAAAUAAUUUCAACUUAGGAACUUCUGGCAAGAAGACUUUUGUGUCUUACGUGCCCCAGUUUCAAACCUGUUCUACGCAGACCCAUAAGAUAGUGGAAAACAAGAUGUGUGACCUGACUGUGUGAUUCCACUCAAAAAACCUUCAGAUUUGUGUUCUGAUGGAUCAUAGGAAGUGUCCCGGGUUCCUUUACGGUGUGGACAGGAGAGAGAAAAAACUGUUCCAGGUCCAGUUUGAAAAUGAUUAUGUCAGAAUUAUGGAUGUCUGUCUGUCAUUGCUCAGGAAUCUAGACCAAACAAGAAAUGUGAGGAAGCCUUUGUGAGCUGAGGCGAGUCUGUGGGCUGUUCCAGAUUCUGUUCAUGAACUAAACCUCUGGGUCUAGCUAGAAAAAAGCCCAGCGAGCACCUCCUUUCGUGAACCUUAGACCUGUGUAGAAAGAACUAACCUCUAUUGCAGCAACAUCUCUGAAGGAAGGUUUCAAGUUAACAUUUGUGAGGUAUAAUUGUUGUUUCAAGGGUAUGUUUGUUUCCCCUUGCAUUGUUCUUGUUUUGCACUAAUUCACACACAUACAAACUUAUGCUUAAUCUAGGUACCCUUGUGCGUUUUGGAAGUACGUGAUGUGUUUGUAUUUUUGUUACCAGACUGUGUAGUAGGAAGUAGGCAUUUCAUUAAAUGACGAAUGUAGAAAAAUUAGCCCUGGCCUAAGAGGUUGGUCUUCUGAAGACGGACGAGUUAGCAAGUGGUGAUUUGGCAAAUCUGAGACAUGAUCCACAGAAGGAGACUGCUCCUUGGAAUGGCAGGACCCACAGCCAGUUCUGAUGAGGACACGGGCAGCUCUGGAAACACAAUGCCAGUUGUAACUCUGCGCUCCACAGUGCAUUCAAAGGGCCACUUUGUGAUCCAGUUUGGUUGCCAGGCGUCACUGUACCUGAAGGUGUGUGACUCACUGUCAUCUGACCCAUUCUCCACUUGCACUUAAACUGUUUUUCACUCACUUCCUGAACAUUCUCUUUUUAUAUGAACCAACCACUGUGCUAAUACUAUAACUCAUUUACUGCAAUAAUUGUAGGAGACAUUUGUUACUGUUACACUCCUUUUAAAGAUUAGGAGAUUAAGUAAUUUGUCCCAGGUCACAAAGUUACUGGGUGAUGAAAAGUUUAUUUCAGUAUUAUAAUGUUUGAUUGGGUCCUGGUGAAAACUAUCUGCUGUUAAACGGUAGAUUGGUAUAAAAAUUUAGAGAAAAUUUAGAGUGUUUUAUACUUUGGAAUGGUUAGUUACUCCCCCCUCCCCACCAGGUCUUCUUUAAAAAUAAUUUAAGGAAACCAGGAGAUAAAAUACAAGCUUUGGGCUUUUAAGCUUAUCAUAAAGUUGAAACUUUUAUUUUUUAAUUUAAAGACUGUUAAUGACAGCAUAAGCUACUAAUCAGUCUCUUUAAAUUUUAACUUUAUAAAAAAAUUUAUGAAGAGAAACUCAGAAAUUAAUCACGAGUUAUGACUUCAAGUGCAAAAAGAUUGUUCAAAGCUAAGUUAUGGGUCAAGAUUUGCAGAAUUUUAUAUUUUCCAUUUUUGAAACCCCCAAAUUCAAAGAUUAAAAAAACCUAGGCAUGCUUCCCAAAGAGGAUUCUGUUGGAAUCCUAUGUCCCCUUUUGAGAUGAGCUACAGGUUGGCAGGAGGAUCGGGAACAGAUAUCCUUUUUUCUUUAGAGCUAGUCUCCAAAUAAUAGAAGGAACCCGAUGGGGUUCUCAAGCCAGUGGCAGAUACUGGGGUUGCAAUAAGGAUUUAUAACCCUGGUCACAACAUUCUUCUAAGUCCUCUUGUCUUAUUUCAAAAAAACCACCUCUCUUUCCAAAUAUGAAACUCAUGGUCACAUUCCUUCAGGAGAAUUGAUACUAACCCCCAGAAGGUGGAGAAAGAUCUCCUUUGGCUGGAAGGCCUGGGUGUGGGGCAUGCUGGCCCCCCGUGGAGCUGGAAAUGUGCACAUGAAGACCUCACAGCCAUGGUUCCCGUGAGGGACCUCUCUAAACACCACCUGUGGUCUGCAGGAGAAAUUUCUUCUGAUUGCUAUCUUCCAAACAGUCAGCUUGAGGUUACUUUCACAAACUCUCAUGAAACAUUUAUUAUUGAGGACACUUAUUCUCAAACCAUAAAACACAAAAGUGAAAUUGUCCACACUAUUGUGAUUAAGCUAAGUUGGAUUUGAAAAAAAGUAAACGUGAGUGUAAAAAACAUGAAGAGCUAUUCAUAGAGAGUGAGGGAAGCCAGCAAUUCCAUUUCUUGAACAACUAGUUUAAAACAGGAAAGCACUUCUGUUCCUAUUCACAGUGUGCAUGGAACAGCUUCAAAGACCAAGCUGUGUAUGAGAACUGAGGUACCGUUACAUGUGUUUGCAAGCAUCCCAUAGGGUUUUAUAUUGAACGAGUUAUUUUUAUACAAAGUUUAUCAAAAUUUAUUUUAGAAAGCUUCUGAAAAUGUCUAUUUUUCAAAAUUAAUUGUGCUUAAGAUGUAUGGCAUUAAGUUUAAUUUUAUGAGGACCUCUGACAGGUUAUUUUAAAUAACACUUAAAAAACCUGGAGAAUGAAUUUGGAAGAUAUUUAAUUUUGUAGUGACAAACAUAUGUUGUAGAUAUUGUACUUCUGGUACCUGUCUUUGAAUAUUUGGCAAGCAGCGAACUUUCUGUUUAGUCACCAUUGGUAUGGUAAUAAAUGUUAUUUAAGUGUUGAAAUACAUAUCACUAAUUGUUCCAUAAAAUUAUCCCAUUUCUCCUUCAUGUACCCAAAUUCAUAAAGUUUUGUAUGAACAGAUAUUUUCAUCUUUCUAUCAUUGUGAAUCAUAAGCAAUGUUACUAUUUUGGGAAAUGAAGGUCCAAGGAGAAUUAUGAGUUUAAGUUAUUUUAGGGUUAUUUCAUCCACUGUAUGAAGAAAUAAUCUUUGUCGUACAUAAAUGGUUCAUAUAAAA
Heterocephalus glaber (naked mole-rat) is the source of this 7048-nucleotide messenger RNA. It is a transcript of the gene Lepr, whose product is annotated as leptin receptor. Lineage: Eukaryota; Metazoa; Chordata; Mammalia; Rodentia; Bathyergidae. Gene Ontology annotation, cellular component: external side of plasma membrane; membrane. The record is from RefSeq and is a predicted model, not a curated record. Gene Ontology annotation, molecular function: cytokine receptor activity; protein binding. Gene Ontology annotation, biological process: cytokine-mediated signaling pathway.